AUGCUACACUUCAUCUACACCGAUCAGCUCCAACUAAAUAGCGCCGAUGAUGGUCGUACGCCUAUGAUGCUCGACCUACUUGUGGCGGAUCGAUACGACAUCGAAAGCCUGAGGCUCAUGUGUGAGAACAUGUUGUCCGAGAGCAUGGAAGUCGAAUAUGUCAUGUCGAUACUGAUGGAGGUUCAUGGCCGGCAUAGCUGUAGGUCGGUGGAGGCCUCCUGCAUCGAGUACAUGGCGUCAGAUCCUGCCGUGUACGCCACUGUGAAGGCAACGAAUGACUACGAGGAGUUGAAGGAGAGUUGUUGCUCUUUCGUACUCGAGGUCGCUGACAAAGUAGCAGCCGUCAACAUGACUCAUAACUUGUGCUCCAAUGCUCCUUCCUCCUCCAGCAGCCGACCGCAGAUGAAUGUGUGCACACAUUACUCAUUGGAGGUGGCCGAGGGCACACACGAGUUUAAAAUCCCCCAUUUUGUCUUUGUGCAAAGGAGGCAUGGAGUUGGCAAAGAAAUCAAUUCCGAAGCUUUCCUGGUCGGCGAUUACGGUUGGAAGAUAAGGGUAUACCCGUCGUCGUCAUCAGAGAAGGCACAAGGGCACAUCUCUGUGUACGCCGAGCUAUUGACUGAUCCUGGACCUGAAGGUGUCAAUGUGACAUUGGGCUUUAAGUUGGAUGAUCAUAGUGGCGAGUCACCGCAUUUGAUGAAAUGGUUAGAGAAAACCUUUACGACCAAGUCAGAUUGGGGAUAUGCAAAGUUCGUCACCAUUGAAUCUGCCAAGUCAUGUCACCUAGCAGAUGAUGGAUCCCUUACCAUACGUUGUGAUGUUGCCAUCAUCAAGAAGGUCCACACUUGUAGUACUAGCACCACCACCAUGGGCACCAGAGCCACAAUGCCACCGUCUGAUAUUGCCUCUCACCUGAAGCAGUUGUUGGUGAGCGAGCACGGGUCGGAUGUAUGUUUCCUGGUCGAGGACUGUGAGCUCCGCGCGCACAACCUUGUGAUAGCCGCACGAUCACCAACCCUAUAUAAGAUGAUGGUAAUGGGCAACAAGGAUGACCACGUCAUACCGGUUCACGAUGUGACGGUCGAGGUCUUCAAGGCCGUGCUCCACUUCAUCUACACCGAUGAGUUGCCUCCAAUUCAAGACCUAGUCCAUGAUGGUGCUGACCAAGAUGAGUUGAUGAUAGCGGAAGAUAUGCUGGUUGAGGCGUGCUGGUUCGGUCUCGAUAGGAUGAAGGCCAUGUGUGAGAAUUUGCUGGUUUGA
This is a messenger RNA of Aegilops tauschii subsp. strangulata, 1260 nucleotides long. Its product is annotated as BTB/POZ and MATH domain-containing protein 1-like. Lineage: Eukaryota; Viridiplantae; Streptophyta; Magnoliopsida; Poales; Poaceae. The record is from RefSeq and is a predicted model, not a curated record. Gene Ontology annotation, biological process: protein ubiquitination. Gene Ontology annotation, molecular function: protein binding.